UUUGUUAUCACUUUUUUACUUUUAAAAAAUUGUGACAGAAAAGUGAAAAGUGAACUUUUUGCCGAAAGUAUUAAAAAGUUCGAGGGAUUAUUUUUAUUAUUAAUACUAAUUUUGUGUAGAAUAAUUCGAUGAAAUUGUGUCGGUAAUUUUUGCUUUUAUGAAAUAUCAGUUCUCGAUUGAUUAAACCAUGGUAAAUGUGUAAAUUUUUUUGAAAAAAAUUCGUGUGUGAUUGUGCUCAAAACACGUGUAAAGUGCUCAAAUAAACAACUAUGAAGACUUUUACAUCAUUAGUUUAGAAAGUGUCGGUGAAUAUUUUCGGCUGUGGUGUGCGGAUGAUAAAUUAUUGGCGGUCAGGUCGAAGAAAUUAUGAUGGAUGUGUUGCUGGUAUCGAACUUCAUCGCUGAUGUGUACUUAUGAAAAGACCCACUCAAAGAAGGCCGCCUGCGCUGUGAAAAAUACCUACACCAGUAAAAAAUUCUCGUGAUCUCGUUUAAAAACCAAAAAUGCGGCUGUGAAAAAUAAUUCCAAAUGGGGAGCAGGGUUCAAUGUGUUGAAAGAUAGGUGCUCUGGCCGCAUGAUGAUUUUAUUCGCACGCAACAACAACAACAGCAUCAACAGCAACAUCAUCUACAACGACCUCGAAGAGACAGUAAAAAUUUCCAAACCUUUGACUACGAUCUCCAUCUGCGAAAAAGUUACCAAUUUAGCCUUUAGAGUGUCCAAUAAAAGUAGAAAGAUCGUGAUACGGAAGAAAGCAUCGUCGUUACCGCGAACCGCUGCGAAUAUCCAGAGGUGGAAGACGCUCGUGGCAGCGGGACAAUGCGGCACGUUCCUUACUCGGCGUCUUCGUACAAGAACGGUAAAGAGUCUCGGGCGACAAUGGCGAUAAGUGCUAUGUCAGCUGAGGAUAGCUGGUUUAAUGGUAGGCAUCGGCAACAGGUACAACCAGCGACAUUGUGUAGAUUCGGCGAUGGUAUGGUAUACAGCAGUGUUGCCGAAGUGGGAGGUAGCGGUUUAGGCGGUGGUGGCGGUAGCGAUGAUAAUGUUAUCGUGAAUAUCAUCGACGAUGACGACGGGCGCUACGGCCAAGCAGCUAGUAAUGAAAACCAUCUCGCUCGAAAAGGUAGUGCUGUCGGUAUAAGUAGUGUUGGUAGUGAUACGAAUACGACGACGACGAAAAAUACGAGUUCGAAAGUUGUUAAUAAUAGUGUUUUGCGAUCUGACGAAGAAGAUGAGGUGAUAUUUGACGACGAUGAUGAUGAUGAUGAAGAUGACUACAAUGUACGAUCCAGCGAUGAAGAAUACGGUCGUAGGUUGCUGUUGAGUGCUCUGAGUGCGGCGGCUGUGGUACCUUCGUCUCGUCGAGGCGAUCUGCCCUUAGAGAAAUGGCCAUUGUAUCAUAAGAAAAGCUUCCUUUUCAAACGUAGACGCAGGCCGAGCCUCAGUAACGUGGUGGAGAUCUACGAGAAUUGCGUGGACGACGAUAAAUGCUCGAUUGCGCCAUCGCCAGCGACCUCAGCCUUUUCGACCAAAACGACCACACAGUGCGCCGGUACGAAUGUGGUGGAAAACGGUGCGUCUAAGGUGGCCGCCCCUGCCGGCUCCGGAUCCGGUCCAGGCUGCUUGGGCGCCACCUUGAUCGGUGGUUCUCGCGGUAGUGGCGAUUUAACGUCUUCGGCAGUGAUGUGCGGUGGCAGUGUCGGUGGUGUCGGUGGUGCUAAUAAUAGUAAAAAUAAUAAUUGUAAUAAUAAUUGUAUCAGUGGUGGUGGUAGUGGUCGCAAAUCGGCAACGCUGGCGACGCAGCCUGAUACCAACCUCAACCAUUCUUUUCUGCCGGAUACAACGGUGGUCCAGACGUCAUCCGCGUCUCCAGCCACCAGACCCGGAAGACUCUUCGGCAGUGCUACAGAUCUCCGAGAACAAAACGCCCUCAAAGAAUUAGCCAACUUCGCAGCUGCAGCAAAUGGCAACGUACCAUCAUCGUUACCAGCAUCGGUGCAUAAAGCUCGUCGAUCCUCGCUGUCUAAAUCCUGGUACGGCGAAGCUUGCUCCAACGUAGUCGAAAAGUUACCAUCUUUUAACGGAUCCUCAGCAGCUGAUAAAGACGGCUACGCUGCGUGGCGACGAAGGCGAACUUUUACCAGCGUGCCCGAGGACGAAGACGCGACCAUAGGUGAAAUUGGCGUAGACAGUGAAGAGAGAGUUGUUCUCUUAGAACGAUCGGUAUCGGUGCCCAACAACGAUGCGCUUUCAACCACUCCCACCGCUUCUUCAGCCACCAUCGUGGCUGCUGCCUCGGCCAAGUCGACCGGCUGCUGCGAGAAUUCGACGACGUCGCCGGCUCCUCCUCAGCAGACGACAAACGGUGCUAGCAAACUGGGCAAAUGGAGUAAAAGUAAAAUCGAUUUAUUGCUGCCCAGCUUGAAAUCGCUGGUUACAAUGACGACUAAUAAACUUUCGGCGAGCCGGCCAUCGAAUCUGAAUUGCCGAAGGAAUUCGUCCUGCGUUACCAAUAACUACUCGACGUCUAGAUUCGACGUUCGAACCAUCGGCUCUCCUUUGGCAGCCACGCUCAGACGGAAUAUCAGUCUGAAUAGCGUGCAGACCACGUCGUCGUCCAGGAAAAACGCCAGCUCCGAUAACCUAGUCGAAGUAUGCUUGCUAAAUAAGAAACUACGCAAGUGUAACACCGUCCUAACCCUGAGUGGCUGUAUUAGCAGGAAUUCGAAUGCCAGCGGUACCCUGCACGUCGAACCUUUACGGCCGGUUAACAGGCUAAGGGUGACACCCAAUUCGCAGGAUGUGUACACCACCUCGAGGAUGUGUUCCAGAUGCAGCAGCCUGCUCUCGAUGGCGUCGUCGUCCAGAUAUUCCCUUAAUUCGGCUCACGAUUUUGUACCGGUCGUCAGCCCCAGCGUGCUGUGUAAAGUCUGCUUGAAUGAAGUUCCUUUGAAAGAUUCGUGGACGUUGCAGCAUUGCGAGUGCUCCUAUUGCGUUGAUUGCGUUCGUUCGUACGUAGAAUUCGAAAUAAACCAAGGCGCUUAUAGUAUUUCAUGCCCGGAUGCCCAAUGCGAGAAGCAAGGCAUUAUUAUGUUGGAAGAAAUUGAAAGUCUAGUCAGUUUAGAAAAUAUUGAAAAACACAAAAGAUAUCGUUUAAAUAAAGAGGUGGAAAUGGAUAAAAGUCGAACGUGGUGUCCGCGCGCUGGCUGUGAAACAGUUUGUACCUUGUGUUCGACCGAUCGGUGUACCCCGCAAAGUGUGCAUUGUCCGACGUGUAAUAUGGAUUUUUGCUCGAAUUGCCGAACCUCUUGGCAUGCGGGAUCGCCUUGCAAGUCCGAAGAGGUCGUACCAGGAGUUACGUUCGAUUCGGAGCUGAUUAAGUGCUGUCCAAUGUGUAGCGUUCCUAUUGAAAAAGACGAAGGAUGUGCUCAAAUGUUGUGUAAAAGAUGCAAACAUGUUUUUUGUUGGUAUUGUCUGGCCUCGCUUGAUGAUGAUUUUUUACUACGACACUACGACAAAGGUCCAUGCAAGAAUAAACUAGGUCAUUCCAGAGCGUCGGUCAUCUGGCAUCGGACGCAGGUAAUCAGUAUUUUCGCCGGAUUCGGUAUCCUGUUACUGAUAGCAUCGCCUUUGCUGCUGCUGGCGGCGCCUUGUAUCGUAUGCUGCAAAUGUCGAGUAUGCACCAGUGACGCUAAACUAGACGUUGACGAUGAAAUAGUGGACGCCACAGAACUGCAAGGCAACGCCGAUAGUUUCAUCGAAAAAGAGCCAACCAGUGCAUUGGAUAGUGAUAGUUCUUAAAUAAGAGCAGAUACCGUGUCGUUUUAAUGUGUUUUUUUUCUCUGUUUGUUUGUUUGUCUCGUUGUAUAGGUAUAAGUGAUCAUAUCUAAGUACUAUACUAUGUGUUUAUAUGUGUGUACCCAUCCCCCCUUCGUUAGCCUUUAUACCCCAAGACCAGAAACAAAACCCCUUUUUUUUAAAAAAAAAGAAAAAAUCGAAGAGCGUAAACGUGGGCAUCUCUCUCGAAGUCUGUUUUCUUUACCGGCCACGUGUGGAAAUACCGAAAUAUCUGACACUUUAUCGGUCCCAGCACUCUCAAUGGUUGACCGAAUAUUAUGGGCAAGGCCGCCGGAGUAAAAUUUUAUCCGCUUGACUUGGCUGUGCCGGCGGUAUCCUUGAAAAUCGGUGUCGAAAUAGUCACGCUACCGAAUAAUUAAACCCAAACGUAGCUCGUACCUCAUGCAUGAGUACUGAGUAUAAUACAUAGUCGUCUUCGACUCGUACUCGUAUACUCGUGUUGUGAAAAACAAAAAUUCAGUAUUUACAUAUUUUUACCCCUCGUUACCGCCGUCUGUCUUCAUCAUCGUCGUCAACAGAGUCGAAUUGCACAUCGUUUGGGCUCGGGUCUGAAUGAGUCUUUCCCUUUCGUGAGCCAAAGUACACGUUUCCGUGUCCGUCGGUGAAAUAAUAAGAGAAAAAAAAUGGUGUGACACGUAGCAUGGGAAUGUUCCUACGAGUGAAAAAAAAUUAUUCGAAAAUUUUCGCAAUUUUUAUGUAUGUAGGUACGUCUUAUACGUAUUCAUUGUCGAGUCUAAAAGAUGAUAAAUGUUGGGCUAUUUGAGUAUGUAUUACGUAGAGGUACGAGUAAUUACCAUUCUCAACGGGAAUGUACCAAGGUCAGGGUGUUUCUUGAGAAAGUCCGCGCUUUGGCAUUGUUGAAUUGGCAAAAAUGACAAAAUAUACGAGAGCGAUGAUUUGUGUGGAAUUAUUAUUUUUUUGUUUGCGAGAUCCGAGACGAAUUGCUGCAGAAUGCGGGAGUGUUUAUACUCGUAUAGUGUCAAGGUUCGAUGAAAUAAUAAUUUGAGAAUGUUGAUUUUUUAUUUAUCUCUCGGUGAAAAAAGUAUAUUUUGUGACGGAUUUUAGAUGAGAUUAAUUGAUCUUUUUUUCGCCCUUGAGCAGUUUAUUGUGUGGUUUUGGAAAGUUGGGUGUAAUUUGACGAACUCAUUGACGGGGUAAAAAUUGAAUGAAUUUUGAAGUUUGUCAGAAAUUAGGUGCUUUUUGGAUAUUCACCUAUUUCUCUCUCCCCUAAAAACUUGAUCUCACUCUUAAAAAAAAAAAAAAAAAUAGAUAAUAUUAUGAUUUUUUUAAAUUACCUACCCAAUCAAAAAAAAAUUUAAAUAAAACUAAGCCCCUCCCCCCCAGUUUUUUGGCCUUCAGUAAUUUCAAUGAUUUGAUAUUCAAAAUCAGAUUCCUUCCUCUCCUUCCAUAGAAAUUAAAGAAAUUUGAAUAAACUUUUCAGAGCAGUUCGUGGUACAUGCUUAUAAAAAUUUAAAAAUAUUUAUUUCAAUGGUGUUCUAAAAAUUUUAAUCUUUCUUGUUUUUUUUUCACCACCAACUCGAAAUUUGUCCAGAAUGAGGAUGGGAGUUGAGGGUGAAACUUUGAAAUCCAGAAUUAAUUAAUUUCAUUGAUAUCGAGUCAGGUGUCAAAAUGUCAAGUUUUUUGCCUUCAGUUUUCAAAAGAAGUGAAUUUCAAAAUCAAUCAAUAUUUCUGAGUCGAAUUUGGGUUUCAGAUUCAGAAUGAAAAUGAAAUUUUAAAAUUGGUUUCAUUUUUCUACGUCUCACAUCCUCAAAAUACUGCCAACGUUUUUUUUUUUUUUUUUUUUUUUUUUUUUUUGAGUAAGAAUCCUGGCUUAAUUUGAGCAAAGAGUCGUUGAAAAUUGUUUUUGGUUAAAAAAAAAAAAAAAAAACAGAAAUUUUGUGAAAUUCUGAAGCAUGUUUAAAACAUUUUUAUUUGUGAAAAAAUUACCCUUUUUUUUGUUGAAAAAAUCGUUUUCUUACAACUAAGUGAAUUAAAAAAAAAAAUAAAAUAUUUUCUCACUUUCUCAUUUUUGAAAGUAAUGGGGGUCAUUUCAAAUUUUGUUGUUGUUGUUUUUUUCGUUCAAUUUUUUAAUACGUAUAAAUGAAAGAAGAGAGAAAAAAAUUUGUAAUCAGUUACCAAGUUUCCUCAUAAAUUUUUCCAUGGUUUCAACGUUUUUCUCUCCAAAUUAUUGUGGAUAAAACUUGUUUUUUUUUUGAGAAGGGAGGGGAAGACGAAAUUGAUGAAAGGGGCAGAAUAGAAAGAUUCUGAAUAUGAAUUUGAAAGAAAUUAAACCUUAUUAAAUUUCUGGAAAAUUCUGAAAUCAUCCUAAAACUCUAAUUAAUUUAACUCAAAGAAGUUUUUUUCAAAUUUUUGGAUCUGAACCUUUCUACAGAUUUUUUUCAACUUUUAUUUUGGGAAUUUCACGCCGCUCGAAGAAUAAGGAGUUAGAUUAAACUUAAUGUAAUGUAAUCAAAUGGGAUCGAAAUUGAUCGAAUUGAAUGAUUCAUGAUGUCUUUUUAUACAGCUUCAACACAUUCGAUCAAAAUUUACUCCAAACUUGAUCAAAUUGAGGAAAGGAGAUGUGGAAAGAUCUACAUAAGUGGACCCAACUCUGUUCUUAUCAAAAACCAUUGAAUGAAAUUUUAUCUGACUGUUGAAUGAGGAUGUAACAAGGUCAAAAGAUCAACAAAAAAAAUCAAAUUGAGUAUGAUUAUUUAAAUAAUAAAAAAAAAAAUACAACAAAUUUGAUCUUUUUCAAGAUUAAUGAACGAAGAUUUGAUUUGAAGAAGUCAAAUUGGAUAAACGAAAAUUUGAGGAGGUCAAAUUGGAUGUGAUCAUAAUAAAAAGAUUGCUUAAAUUUUGAUUUAAUUGAUGAAAAAAAAAUGUGCAGAGACCAAAAAAACAAUUUCAUGAUCUUUUCUGUUAAAUGUAUUAUUUUUCUUCAAUUUGGUAAUUUUAAUCAAAUCUGAUCUUUUUCAUCAAAUUAGGUCAGAUUGAUGAACAAAAAUAUGUAAAAAGAUCAAAAGAUCAAAUUGAGUAUGAUUUCAUUCAAAAAAAAAAACAACAACAACAACAAAUUUUGGUCUUUUUAAAAUUAAUGAACAAAAAUUUGAGGAAGUCAAAUUGGAUGAACAAAGAUUUAAGGAGGUCAAUUAAAGAUUGCAUCAGAUCUUUUUCGUCAAAUCUGAUCAGAUUCGUGAACGAAAAUGUGAAAAAGUCAAAAGAUCAAAUUUAAUAUAAUUUGGUAUAUUUUUUUAAAAAAGUUACCGCAAAUUUGAUUUUUUUUGAAAAUUGAUAAUGAAGAUUUUAGGAAGUCAAAUUGGAUGAACAAAGAUUUUGAGGUCGAAUUCGUGCAUCAAAAUUCAAAUUUAAAAUUUGGUUGAUAAAACAAAAAAUGUGAACAGACCAAAAAAAAAUUAAAACUUCAAUCUUUGAAUCAAAUUUACGUUAAUCUGUUUCAUCAAAUAUCAAAAAAAAAAAAAAAAAAAAAAAAAAAUGCAACAAGUUUGAUUUUUUUAAUUGAUGAAUUUUAGGUCAAAUGAAGUAAAUAUGAAGAGACCAAAAAAACCAUUAUUUCAAGUAUUUCAUAUUUUUCGUCAAAUUUUUCCUUUUUUGUUAACUUUGAGUAGAUUGAUGAACGAAGAUGUAAAAAAGUUGAAUAAUAGAUCAAAUUAGAUCGAAUCAUAUUUUAUUUUUUUUUUAAUACAUACUCAAAAAAUUUGAUCUAAAUUUGAGCUAAUUGGUGAGAAAAGAUAGAGGAGGUCAGAUUGAAUAAAAUCAGCCAAAAAAAAAAAAACAAAUAGCAUCAACAUUGCAUCAGAUUUUGAUCUCUUCGCAUUUUCCUUUCAUCAUUUUUAAGUAGGACAAAUUUUGAGUAUUUUUUAAAAAAUAAGAUGAUUACCUACAUCCAAUUUGACCUUUCAAGACUUUUCAAUCAUAUAAAAUUUGAUGUUAAAAAAAUCAAAUUUGAUGUUUCGCAUGUUCUUGAUAUAAUUAGAACAGGUUGAUCUUUUCAAGUCGACUUUCACCAAAUUGGAUCAAAUUUGAGCGGAUAAGAUUUCAUUAAAUUUGAUUAAGUUGGAUAAAUUGUCGAGUUGAAUCAUUUAAUUCGAAAAACUUCAAUCCAGUUUGAUCUCAUUACAUCUUUGAUCAGUCUCCAUUCAUUUGAUCAUUUCAUUGACGUGCUCUUCCCUCCUCCGUUUUCUGAUUUUGAAUUUUUUUUGUUCAAAAUUAAUUUCCAAGUCUUGAAAUAUGUAGGGUAAAUUCAAAGACGUAGGUACCUUAAAGCCCAAUUUAGACAUUUUCAUCACUUCGUGUGUUCGAAAUAUUCCAUUAUUCGUUCAUCGUUUUCUAGAUUUUAUGUUUCUCCCUGUAUAACGUUGAAAUACGAACUUUUCCUUCUUCCUGCUUCCUUUCCUUCGCCCUUCAAUCAAUCCCCUCCAAGGUACCCGUCAAGUAAUUUGGGCUGUGAAAGAAUCCUUUCCAACUUUCUUAAAUAGGGUUCGAAUAAUAAUGGCAUUUAAUUUCUUUUUCCUCGCUACCGUACCCUUUUUUGGUAAAUAAUGUGGUCUGUUGAUGAAAAAAAAAAAAAAAAAAAAAAAAAAUACGUCACACGAUGGAUAUUGUUAGCCAUUUAUAUAAUAAUUUGAUUUAGCGUGUUGGGAAAGUGUCAAAAAAAAAUCGUCAUAAAUUUUAAUAUUCGCUUAGGUAUUGUCGCAUCGUGAACCAGAAGAGGAAGGGGUGAGGUGAGGGGAAGGAGCUCCAAAGGAAAAAGGAAGGAGAGUUUUUUCUCCAUCACAAAGGAGUAUAAUUUUUAAUAUUUCAUGUUUACCUUUUUGUGACGUGUCGACGUGGUGACUGCCAAUGGUGAGCCCGAAGAUGGAAGGGAGAGGGGAGGGAGCUUUUAAAAUUCUGACAUGUUUCUUUUUUCGCUGAAUGGUGAAGCUUUCAGUUGACUUAAAUCGAAAAUAUUAUAGGUAGGUGAUGUUCUGAUGAUGAUGAUGAGGCGAGUUUUACGAAGCUUCGACGUAGUUUGGGUACUUAUAUAUGUAGGUAUCUUGUAAACAGAGUAAUAAUCGAGAGUGAGGAAUGAACGUUGUGAUUUAAAUGCUUUAUAUGAUAUAAUGACGACGAUGAAGGAAAACCUGGUAUACGAUGAAGAAAUUUCUCGAAUCAGUGGUCGUUUGGCAGAAGAAACUCGACUCGUAGUAUUACAGCUUGGCAGGUACCUAUAUAGUGAGAACCAGAGAGAUAUGUUGCAACAAGGUGUUUUCCCCGAUCAGGUAUAUCUACCAACUGUGUAUAGGAAGAUAUUGGAUAUAUGUAUAUUGAUUGGUACUUGGAGCCAAAACAACAACGAGAGGAGGCAGAUUUUCAUGACAGAACGUUACCGUCGCGACCUUGAAGCUAUAUUCAUAAAUCGAGUAAUUAAUACGCGUACGACGACUGUAUUGGGAAUUAGUUGUUCAUUUUCGAAUUUCCAGAACCCCCCGAGGUGUUUAUUUACAACCAAGCGGGGGUCAUUGACGUCAUGAUAGAAUAUCCGCGUUAUACGCUCUUCGAUUAUGGUUAGUUACCGUUGUUUUAUUAAAUUAUUGCGUAUUUUUUUCCUACUCCGACGAAUUUUUCUUCUUUUUGUUUUUUUUUUCGAGCCGAAAUACUUAGCGAAAGUGUUAACGUAAUAGGUAAACAAAGGCGUGGUGAUAUUAAGCUGCCAUUGUGGUAAUUGUUUCGUCGCUUUACCUUUCAUUAUAUUCUGUGUAGAUAAGUCUUAUCCGUCGAAUGUGCGAUAAUAUUAUGUACACCGUGCAUAUAUAAGCUACUUUCAUACGUACACGAGCUCUCAACUCGAGCUUUCAUUACGCCCCCCUGCGAUGCUUUCUCUUUCGAGUAUACUUUAGUAGUUUUGAAAAAAAAAAAAAAAAUGAAACAUAAAAAACCGAGGAAUUUUUACAGUGAUAAUGCUAAAAGAAUACCCAUCGUUGGAUUUUUUCCUAUAUUGCGUCGAAUAAACUCGUCUAUUUUCCCUUCCAUUUAAGAUGGAAAUUUCCCAUUCUUUAUUUACACAGCCAUACCUAACCUAACCCAGGUAGACCUACGUAAUUAAUUAAUUUUAAUCCCGAACACGAAAAAGUCUCGUUGUCACGUUUAUUCUUCUACCUGGUUUCUUCUCUUUUUCUAAAAAAAAAAAAAAAUGAAAAUGAAAAUGGGGGAUUUUUGUUUUAUAUUAUUCGCGACCAAGUUCCCAGCGUGACGCGGUUUGCGAUUAAAAGUUGAGAAAUUUUUUACUUUUUCACAAGUCGAGUUGAAAGUUUUAAUUAUGAAUAUUGAAGCGAUGUAAAUUAAACAGGAAAACAACACGAUUAUACCUACUACGAAUACCAAAGACCAAGGUUCUCACGUCUUGGCUGGCUAAAUUAAAUCCGAGUAGAGGAAAUAAAUUUUAAACAAUUUUUCAACUGGCUGUGGUACGGUUUUUGUGUAAUUUUUAUUAAUAAUUUUUUUUUUUUUUUAAUAAUGAAACGGUAAUUGGAUAAAUUAAAGUUUUAGUGACGAUAUUGGUGUGAAAUGCUGGAAAUUGGAUUGCAUUAUGAUUACUUUCGUAAUAAUUGAGAUUGCUCGGAGAUGAGAGGGGGGAGGGACAUGGGAGUUCAAAAAAAAUUUAUUCGAUCAUAUUUUUUUAUUGAAAUAAAAUCCUCAAUGUUUCAAAUUGAUUGCAAAGGAGGGAAAAGAACUUGAGAAUUUCUUUGAUUUAAAAAAAAAAAGCUCGAUCAAUGGCUUAAACAUGGUCACUUACUUAACGGAUUGAAUUUAGAGAAAAUCGAUCAAAAAUUAUUGGAUGGGCAAAAAACAACUGAAAAAUUGUCUCUGAUUUGAAAAAUCCAAGUUCAAGCAAUUUUGUUCACUCAAUUUGCAAUUUUUUUCUUCAAAAUUUACCUUUAGAAGUUUAGAAGAAUCAUUCUUUUCGAAUAAGUACCUACCUUAUUUCCAAUUUAAAAUCCAAUUGCGUUGAUUAAAUUUUUUCAUUGGAAAAUCACAUUUUUGGGAUUCAAGUAUCGACUUGAGUAAUGCUUAAGAAUAGUUCAACUUUUCUAGCAAUUUUCCCAUCAAAAUGUACCUAUAUGUACUUGAGUGCUGGAUUGAGUAAUACUUGAGCAUUGAUUAUCGAGUUCUCAAGUAUUUUUCAUCAUGAGCCAAGUACAUCGAUGAUUAAGGAAUGCUCAAGUUCGUGUUCAAUCAAAUUUUCGGAAGUUGAGGGGGGAUACUGAAAAAAGUUCCAAGUAAUUUUUUUCAUCUUUUUAAAAUUGAGCUUAUGUUGCAGUGAUACUCAAGUUUUACUUAAGUCUCAAGCGGUACUCAAGUGAUGCUUAAGUAUCUGACCAAUUUUCAGAGCUGCAUUCCCAUCACUGUCAAAAAACACUUGAAUAGUUGAAAUAUACUUGAGUACUUGGUGGAGUAAUUUUCAAGUGUUUUCUUCAAGUCAUACUUGAGUACAUCGAUGAUUAAGGAAUGCUCAAGUUCGUGUUCAAUCAAAUUUUUGGAAGUUGAGGGGGGAUACUGAAAAAAAUUCCAAGUAAUUUUUUUAUCUUUUCAAAAUCAAGCAUAUGUUGCAGGGAUACUUGAGUUUUACUUAAGUCUCAAUUGGUGCUCAAGUGAUGCUUAAGUAUCUGACCAAUUUUCAGAGCUGCAUUCCCAUCUGUCAAAAAAUACUUGAGUACUUCGUGGAGUAAUUUUCAAGUGUUUUCUUCAAGGCCUACUUAGGUGUUGUUGGAAUACUUGAGUACCGACUCAAGUACCUACUUUAAAUUUUUUUUUGAAAAUUUGUAUUUUUUUUCAAUUUUGCACGUUUUAUGUUUUUUUUUUUUUUUUUUUAAAGAAAAAUUGGUGUGCUCAUGCUCACAAGAGGUACUUGAGUCAUACUUGAGUGUUUUUGGAAUACUUGAGUACUGACCUGAGUGCCUUUUCGUUAAAUAAUUCAACUUUUAAAAAAAUUUGAAAAAUUUAAAAUUCUUUUUUUUUAUUUUUUUUUGUUGAGUAAGCGCGCUCAAGGAAUACUUGAGUAUUAUUCAAAAAACCUUUGUAUUUUGUUGGAAUAAAUUAAUCCUUUAUUCUAUAAUUGCCUCCAGUCUUGUUGUUUUUCAAAAAUUGAAAAAUUCUUGUUUUUUUUUCAAAAAUCAACAAAAAUCUUGUAACACAAACGCUAAAAAUUGAGAUUGUUUUGAAAAAAAUUUCAAAAAAUCUUGUUUUUUUUUUCAAAAGUUGUCUUAUUAAGGUCUUAAAUUUUUGUUGCCAAAAAUUUCCAAAAAAUCUCAACUUUUUUGCAAUUUUAUUGAAAAACUUUGCUUUUUUACCCAAAAACCUCUGAAAAUGGCUCACUUUUCAAUAAAAGGAUGUAAUAAUCUAGUACAUACCUAGACCUAUCUACUUAAUUAAAAACACCCAAUAAACUUUUUUAAUGAAUGAUUCCCAAGAAUUUCUGCUUCUCGUAAAAAUUGUUGAAUUUCUGCUUUUUGGUAAAUUUUUUUUUUUUUUAGCAAAAUUGCUGAAGAUUUUCACUUUUUUUCAAAAAUUCCAAAAAGGCCUUCCUCUGUUAAAAUUUUAUUGCAAGUCUCACUUUUUGCCAAAAACUUCAAAAAUUAUUACCUUGUUGCCAAAAAUUGCCUACAAGUUUCAAAAUACCUACCUAGUUCAAUUUUUAAUUAUUUUUUCGAGCUCUUUUUUGGUUACUAAAUCAAGUCCAAAGGUGUUUUUUUUUUUUUUUUUGAGAGAAUGUCUAAACAUUAUAAAUUUGAAUUUUUUUGAAAAUUCACUUUUUAAAUCCAAUAAAUCCAUACUUGAGUGAUGCUUAGCGCAAUCAGGAGCAGGGCUGGAAAUUUGAAAACUAAAACUGAACUGAAACGCAGAAACUAAAAAGUGGAAACUGAAACUGAAACUGAAAUUUUUCAUGUUUUUUUUUUCUUGUUUUAUUCUCUUUUUUUGUGGACAUUUUACUUUUUUAUGACAAAACUAAAACUGAAAUUGAAAUAAAAUUGAAUUAAUUGCAAAAAAAACAAGCAAAAAAAUAAAAAACUAAAACUGAAAUUGGAAAUUUAAAAAAUUGAAAACUGAAAAUUGAAAAAUCAGUCCAUUGCUUAAAUAAAUUAGGUACUUAAAUAUGUUUUUUUUGUUUUUUUUUCAAGCAGUAUUCUCAUCAAGAAGUUCUUACACGUGAAAUUUGUCGAGCUACCCCUUCCCUUGCCCAUUCACUCCUUCACUCCAUAGCCUUGGUCCUAGUCCCAACUCCCAUCUCCCAAGCAUGCUUCCCAAUUUCCAGCUUUUCUCUUCUGUAUCAAUUCGUGAACUAUAGUUUUGAGUUGAGAUGAACCGUCAUUGUGAAGCCGAAAUUCGACUGAUCAUUCAGAAUGUAAAAUAUUGAAUAAAUUUACCCCACCGUUUCCUCAUUUGAGUACUUAUUAAGUAACCAUACCCUUAAAUACCUCGAGUUCGAGCAAUGCACGCCACAUACAUAUAACCUAAAUUCACAUUCGCACGUUUGAUAUGAAAUCAUUUCGUCGCCAAGUAAGGCCCUUAAUAACGCAAAUUGUCUGAUCACCUUCGAAAAUAUCCGUCCAAUCCUCACAUACGAUUAAUAUUGUUUAUCCUGUUACUCUUAUUGUUAAUUUUAUCAUCUGGUACUUAAGUUUAUGUAUGCUGAACGCAUAGAAGAGGAUUUACUUUUACCUAUCUAUGUGCUUAUAUGAGAUGAAUCACAUAGCAAACCAUUCCAAUUACAAAAAUUUAACAAGUCUGAUAAAGUUGAUUUAACAUUGGUAAUAUUCUCUUUCUCUCGCCUAUACCGAAAUCAUCAUUCCGUUUAAAAAAUUUUCUCAAAAUGAUCGACGUUGAUUUAUAAAACAACAUUGAUUUGAAAAAAAAAAAUUGUAAAAACUAGUCAAUAAAAUGAAUAAAAGAAGCAAAGAUUAACGUAUCGAACGUAGAGAGUAGAGAUAUUUUUUAAAAAAAUAUCGCGUGUUAAGUUUUUAUUUAUAUUUUUUUUUUGUUUUUUUUUUGUAACUUAUUUUUUUCAGUAUUAUUUAUAAAUACAAAAUAUAGACUUUCUUUGGUUUAGUUUUCGCUAUUUUUAAUAUUGUGGUUCGUUAUAAAUUGUAUUGUUAUUUAGGUGAUUACGAGUAUAAUUUUUAGAAUUGUUUUAAUUUGUAAUCGGUCGAAAUCUGAUGCUUUAUAAGUAUAAAAUCACCUUCGAUGAAAAAGCGCAGACCACACUGACCCUUUUGUAAAAACAUACAUAUUUUUCCUAUGUAAAUUUUGUUUUAUUGUACCUACCUAUUUUAAUCGUGUAUUUUUAAAACUCGUUAUUUUAUUUUUAUUUUUGGUUACCUGUGUACCUACGUUUUGAUUUAUAAUAAAUUUUUUUUUUCUGACGAAAGGCAGAGGCAUUACUACCGGUAAUUUCGGUUGUGAAUUUUUUUCUCCCUUCUCCCCCCUUCUACAGUGCCACUGUUUUUGUUUUUUACCCUUACCUAUAUCUAUUACGAAUGUGUAUAUUUUUGUUUUGUUUUGUUAUUGUAAAAAAAAAUUGUCUCGUAACAUGUGUUUUGUUACUUUCAAGAAGAUCGUUGUGUCUUUAUUUUAUCGCAGCGUUUCACGUGUUUUUUUUUUUAAUUUUAAGUAAAAUACGGAGGUUUAUUUGUUGAAAUUUGUUUCGUUUCUCGUACGAUGAAAGUAUCGUAUCGUAAAUAUGCUGUUUUCAAUGUGUACUUAAUUAAUAAAUAUCGCUGUUUUACGUGUGAACUAAAUUACCUACCUUUUUUUUGUGCGUUUGUGUGUGUUUUUUUUUUAAAAAAGAAAACGAUAAAGAAGUUGUUUUUUUCUCUGUAGAAUUUAAGGACUAUGAAGUAUUAUUCGGUUAUGAUACAGAUAUUUUACGAUUAUCGCAUUUAUGUUAAUCUAACAGUUCCUUUGUAUAACAUAUGCAAAAUAAAGGUAUGUAUUGAUAUUCA
Molecule: messenger RNA, 14858 nt
Organism: Planococcus citri (citrus mealybug)
Lineage: Eukaryota; Metazoa; Arthropoda; Insecta; Hemiptera; Pseudococcidae
Exons: 6
Coding region: 820-3801 (993 amino acids)
Biological process (GO): ubiquitin-dependent protein catabolic process; protein polyubiquitination; positive regulation of proteasomal ubiquitin-dependent protein catabolic process
Cellular component (GO): cytoplasm; ubiquitin ligase complex
Molecular function (GO): zinc ion binding; ubiquitin protein ligase activity; ubiquitin conjugating enzyme binding
Source: RefSeq, a predicted model, not a curated record